Messenger RNA from Exophiala oligosperma, 1602 nucleotides. RefSeq lists its product as uncharacterized. The transcript has 2 exons. Gene Ontology annotation, molecular function: inositol-1,4,5,6-tetrakisphosphate 3-kinase activity; inositol hexakisphosphate kinase activity. Lineage: Eukaryota; Fungi; Ascomycota; Eurotiomycetes; Chaetothyriales; Herpotrichiellaceae. The record is from RefSeq and is a predicted model, not a curated record. The coding region runs from base 167 to 1423 and encodes 418 amino acids. Gene Ontology annotation, cellular component: nucleus; cytoplasm. Gene Ontology annotation, biological process: phosphatidylinositol phosphate biosynthetic process; inositol phosphate biosynthetic process.
CACAGGGAUGAUGCGCCCUCGGUACUUGGCCUCGUAGGGGCAGCUUCUUCAUUCUCCCUGCCCACAGCAUCAUCAUGUUCCUGUUCUAAACAACUCGCAAUUGCGCCUUCCUUUCUCUCUGUGUCUUGUUCGAUUCUCUCUACCACUCCAGCGCACCACCGCUGAGAUGGCGACCAACAUUGUAUCAACACCACCGCCCGGCAAGAAAGUCGCUCUCAUGCCUGCAGAGUCGGAACUCGUUGCUUUUGACCACAGUGCUGCUGGACAUCAAGGAAUCAGUUCCAAUGCUUCAGGCUCCCUGAUAAUCAAGCCAUGCACGCAAGCAGAGAUCGACUUUUACGAGUCCGCCGAAGCACACCCUCUCUUCCAAGCCCACAUGCCCACCUUUAUCGGCUCGCUGUUGCAGCAUGACGAACAGGACGCGCCCGACUCGACCGACCCCCUCUCCGGCGCCGCCGUGGUCAAUGGCACAACCACCACCAUGCCCUCCCCGACCCUGACCAAGCGCAUGUCAUGGAAGCCCUCGGGUGGCAAGAAACUCUCGACCGGGUUGGCAAUCGUACUCGAGAACGUCGCGGCCGGCUUCAAACAUCCCAACGUGCUGGACGUCAAGCUCGGUGCACGACUCUGGGCCGAUGACGCCCCGCGCUCCAAACGCCAGAAACUCGACGAGGUCGCGAAGCGCACCACGACAGGAAGUCUCGGGUUCCGCGUGGCGGGCAUGAAGAUCCGGCACGCAGAAGAGCCGACGACAGGGACGACAGAGACAAACACUACCAGUGCCACCACGCCACGACAAGUAGUAGAAGAAGACCCUGCGCAUGUCGAGGUCAAGAACGGAUAUAAAUGCUACACAAAGUUCUACGGACAAUCGUUCGACCAGCACACCGUUGUUGACGCCUUCACGACGUACCUAGGCGGCGUACACCACGACCCCCGGCCGGGAAGGAAGACAUUUCGCCGGAGACGUGGGCCGGAGAUCGCCAGACGGCUUAUCCGCGAAUUGGAAAGCAUACAGUACAUGCUCGAGAACGAGGAGAGCCGCAUGUACAGCGCGAGCGUGUUGAUGGUGUAUGAAGGUGACGAGGACGCCAUGGAGGUUGCGAUACAAGAGGAGCAAAAAGCGGAACAGGAAAUGCCGAUUGAGCGUGAGGAUGGCGAUGGCAAUGAUCUUGAGCUCGACAUGGACAGUAGUGGCAACAACACUAAAGCGGUAGAAGUUGUUGUUGGUGGUGGUGACGAUGAUGAUAACGACAUGAUUGAUGACGACGACGACGACGAUGAUGAAGUACCUCCAAAAGUCCACGAAGUCAGGCUGAUCGAUUUCGCACAUGCCUCGUGGACACCUGGCCAGGGCCCAGACGAUAACGCCCUCAUGGGAGUCAAGAAUAUUUUGCGUAUCUUGCGGGACUUGACUGAAUAGUACCUCUGUACACAAAAGAUAAGAAUAGAAGAAAGGGAAAAGGGAAAAAACGGCAUGCCCGUAUAUGAAUGACUGUGAGACCAAAACAGACAUCCAAAGUCAUCCUAAGGUUUCAAAGUAAAGAAAAUAUACAAAAGUACACUGGAGGCGUUUGUUUCCAUGCCUUUGGUUAUCUUGAG